AUGUCUCACAGUACCUCGAAAAAGUAUCGCAAUGUGCCGAAUAAAUUACCACCGCAAAUUCAGGCAUUGUUUGCUCCGGGACCUCCACUAGAGCAGCUUCCUGCUCUUGAUGAGAGGAGAAGGAAACGAUCGAAACACUCUGAUCUUUCCGGAAUUGCCGAUUUGGUUGAAAAAUUUGAACAAGAAGAAGUACAAUAUGAUGCCGAAGGACAAAAGAUUAGAACCACAAAAUAUGAAAUGCCAGAAUCAAGAAGAAAACGAAAGGAAAGAAUAAAAAGAGAAAACGCGGAAAAGGCAGAAAAAGAAUUGAGAAAAGCCUUGCAGAGUUGGGAUCCGAAUAAUGAUCCAAAAGCAACUUUAGAGCCUUUCAAUACUUUAUUUAUUGCCAAGAUGAAUUAUGAAACAACGGAAGAAACACUCAGAAAUGCUUUCAGUAAAUUUGGACCAAUUAAAACAGUGCGAGUGGUGAGAGACAUAAAUACUGGUAAAUCCCGAGGUUAUGCCUUUAUUGAAUUUGAAAAUCAUGAAGACAUGAGAGAUGCCUAUAAUCGAGGUGAUGGAAUGGAAAUUGAUCAAUGGAGAGUAAUGGUGGAUGUGGAGCGUGGAAGAACUGUCAAAGAUUGGAAACCAAGACGAUUGGGGGGAGGCUUAGGCAAUUCUAGAGAGCCACUCCCGCCUGUUGUCGAAGAAAAACCAGAGGAACGAUAUCAUGAACCUGGAUUUCGUAGAGGAGGAAGAGGUGGUUUCAGAGGAGGAAGAGGUGGUGGAGGUAGUGGUGGUUUUCGAAGAGGCUAUGACAGGGGUGGUGACGAUCGAAGAGACAGAGGAUACAAGAGAAAUUAUGAUGACAGGUAG
Molecule: messenger RNA, 855 nt
Organism: Naegleria fowleri
Lineage: Eukaryota; Heterolobosea; Eutetramitea; Acrasida; Naegleriidae
Exons: 1
Coding region: 1-855 (284 amino acids)
Biological process (GO): mRNA splicing, via spliceosome
Cellular component (GO): precatalytic spliceosome; U1 snRNP; U2-type prespliceosome
Molecular function (GO): U1 snRNA binding; mRNA binding
Source: RefSeq, a predicted model, not a curated record